Molecule: messenger RNA, 678 nt
Organism: Ziziphus jujuba (common jujube)
Lineage: Eukaryota; Viridiplantae; Streptophyta; Magnoliopsida; Rosales; Rhamnaceae
Exons: 2
Coding region: 1-678 (225 amino acids)
Source: RefSeq, a predicted model, not a curated record
AUGGUUGAUGCUGCCAAUCGUGGAUGGCGUGAUAAAAAUAGUUUAUUAAGCAAGCAAACUGUAGAAAACAGAAUACUUUCCGUUCUUAAUGCAAAAUUUGGGAGUGAAUGGACUUAUAAGGAGUAUACAAACACUUUUGCUGAUUAUGAAGACUUGAGAAUUGCAAUUGGAAAUGGAGCUGCAACUGGGAAACAUUCAAUUGGAUUAGGAGAGGAAACUGAUGUAAGAAUAUUUGACUUAGAAGAAAAUAGAGAUGGUGAUUUAGACAACCUGACAUAUGAUCUCACGACCGAGACAUUCAUACCAAGUGAUAUACAAGAAACUUCACUGCAGUCUCCCACUUUAAGCAAUUUUACUUCAUCAUUACCUUUUCAGAACAUGAGUUCAGGGGUUCCUCCAACAACAACAAAAAGAAAUAGAAUGGACUUUGAUGGAAAAUCUAGUUCUUUUGAAACUAACAGAUCACAAGCAUCAGUCUUGGAGAAAAUCAAUCAAAGUAUUAACAAGUUGAAUCAAAGUAUCGAUUCAAUUGGUACUAAAGAUUAUAGUUGUUGGGAUAUUAUCAAGGAGAUUCCAAACUUGGAUAAGCAAGCUCAAUAUAAGGCAUUGAAAUUGGUAAACACUAGAGCAAAGAAGAUCGAGUUCUUCAAAAUGACACCCCAAGAGCAUUUCGACUAG